Molecule: messenger RNA, 1725 nt
Organism: Symbiodinium natans
Lineage: Eukaryota; Dinophyceae; Suessiales; Symbiodiniaceae
Source: the annotation of a GenBank genome assembly
AUGAAGGUAGAAUCACAGCGAGCCACGGACGGGACGAAGACUGGUGGGGCGGAUGGGAAGCCGAAGAUGAAGGCCUGCCCGCUCUUCUGCAGCGAGUGCGAGCUUGGUGAGUGGAAGUGGGCCAUGGUCGUCGUCAAGGAGGGCGAACAAAAGAAGAAGACCGGCAUUGUGACGGCUGCUUUGGCCGAUUCGAAUGCCAUCCAUGGCCACUGCCCGCGUCACAAACACCCCUUGGAGAAGAUCAAGGAGGAUAAUGACCCCUUCGAGGACGAGAAGCCAAAGGAGGAGGACAAGAAGCAGAAGAAGAAGAAAGGCCCUCGGCUCGAGUGUGAGAUGUGCAAGGCUGCCAAGAAGAAGGACAAAGACGGCAAAGCAGGGGAGGACGACGGAAAGCCCAAGCCCGUGGCUUUCGGCUGUGAGGACUGCAACUGGUACGUCUGCGCAGACUGCCAUGGCAAGAAGGGUGAGAAGCAGUGGCAGUGCAUGCUGCAGGUGGACUUGAGGGAGGGCAUGGAGGUGCACCGUGAAUGGUUCAACGUGGACCACCUCCGGCUUUUUGCCGAAGCCGAAGAUGACAUGGACCUGGAAGAUGACGACGAGAAGGAGGACGUGAACCUGGCCAAGAAGUUCUACCCUGACCUGGUUGAGGGGCAGCAAAUCAAGGCCUCCUUGAGCUCCGCGGGGCGCUGGGGCUUCACCACGCGCUUCAUGUAUGCGGCGGUGGUGUCCCGGGUCCAGGAGGAUGGCAACUACGACAUCAAGUUCCACGACCAGCUGCUUGGGGAGAAGAAAGGCAUGCCCAUCGAGGAGUUGGAGAGCCUGCUGACCUUCGAAGCCUCGGGUUUGGGCCUGGAUCCAUCGAGGAACUUGUUCGACUUCCGGUUCAACAGUUUGCCCCGUGGAGUGCUCGCCAACGGUAACGGCGUGGAGCUGAAGCCUGUGGCCGCCCAAGCUCUGAAGGCUGGAGACUCUGGCGGCUCCAUCCUCCUCCUCAAGCCGACAUCGUACUUGGCCAUGCCCCUGGAGGGCCUGGCACCCGGAGGAGCUGGAUCCGGUGAGGAUCACACCAAGUACACCCUGACCCUGGAGCUGAAGCUGCCAUUGCAGAGGUCGCAGCAUCCCGUGGCCCUCUUCCAGGCUUCCUGGCCGGAAGUCUCGGGCGUCCCGCAGCUCUGCGCGGUGGCGGACGAGUACGUGCCCGCCGCGGCCUCAGUCAUGGGUCUGGUUCAGGUCCACCCGGCCGAGAGGGACUAUCUGGAGGAGCCUCCUCCCCCGGGCACAACCUGGAACUGGCACUUGCAGGUGGGGAGCGUGGUGCUCAACAAGUCGACGCUCCGACCGGGAAGGUGGCACGACAUCACCAUGGUCGUGAACUGCAAAGAGGGGCGCGCAUCCAUCUACGUGGAUGGGAAGAAUAUUCGCGCGGAUGGCGGAGAGAACUUCAUCGUCAUCGGAGAGGGGGCAGGAGCCAAGUCACCUCUGGCCAUCAAGCGGGGUGGCUUCCUCCUCUUUGCUGCCUCCGAGGCUUCCUGGAUGCCCGGCGGCUGUUGCCUGCGCCGCUGUGCCUUCAUCAGCCCCCCUGGCAGCAUCUGGUGCCCAGAGUCAGGCGACUGCUUGUCAGCCAAGCAGUUGGAGCAGGUGCAGUACCAGAACCGCCUGGCCAGUGCUAGGAUCCGCGAGUACCUGAAAGAGCAGCUCCCGCAGCAGGACAUCGCAGGGGUUUAG